Molecule: messenger RNA, 7947 nt
Organism: Babesia sp. Xinjiang
Lineage: Eukaryota; Apicomplexa; Aconoidasida; Piroplasmida; Babesiidae
Gene: sec18
Product: Vesicular-fusion protein sec18
Exons: 18
Coding region: 1-7947 (2648 amino acids)
Biological process (GO): 'de novo' pyrimidine nucleobase biosynthetic process; SNARE complex disassembly; intra-Golgi vesicle-mediated transport
Cellular component (GO): Golgi stack; membrane; cytoplasm
Molecular function (GO): ATP hydrolysis activity; ATP binding; dihydroorotate dehydrogenase activity
Source: RefSeq, a predicted model, not a curated record
AUGGAGCGUAUGUUUUCGCACCUUGCUCGCCAAAUACUCUCUAGGCAUCAUCCAUCAUGUGGUCCGAAUGACAUUUUUCUUAAUAGCUGCGCAAGACAGCUUAUCGCCGCCUCAAUUGGCGAAGUUGUAGAGGUCAUCCCGGUAUCUGAUAGUGGCCGUAAGACUCUGUUUGGUCGCGCUGAAGAAGCGCCGUUUGCACGUGCUGGACGCAUAGUAUUCGAAGUAUCGUUUUUCCGCGCGUCACAAAAGGGUUUGUCAUGGACACAUAAUCCUAACAACCAUGCAGCGGCGCAACAUGUCAUCAAUUUUGACCAUCUGGAAGUGGUAGCCAGAGAAUCGCUAUUAAACCAUGUACUGCAUCUGACACAAAGUGUAGCUAUAGUACAGGCUGGGCUGACACUUCGUCUAAGAGUGACGAAAAUCGUCCCAACAGGGCCUAAUAAACAGGGUGAAUCUGUGGAUAUGUUGAUGAGAGGAUGUUUUGUAGAGGAAACCAAGCUUGAUUUCAACUAUGUCUCAGCUGAUGGGAGACAACAUGCGAUACCAUCAAAGGAAGCAGGUAUAUUGAAACCCAAUUUCAACUUUGAAGAAAUGGGUAUUGGUGGUCUUGAUAAUGAAUUUGCUGAUAUAUUCCGUCGAGCGUUCGCCUCACGGAUAUACCCACCGGAGCUAUUAAAGCAACUCGGUAUAUCGCACGUAAAGGGUAUGCUACUAUACGGUCCACCGGGUACCGGUAAGACGCUCAUUGCGAGGCAGUUAUCCAAGGCGUUAAAUUGUCAUAAACCAAAAAUAGUAAAUGGGCCGGAAGUCAUGAGCCGGUUUUUUGGUCAAUCGGAGGAAAAUAUUCGUAACCUUUUUAAGGAUGCAGAGGAAGAAUAUGCACGGCUAGGGGACCGAUCCAGUUUACAUAUCAUUAUAUUCGAUGAAAUUGACUCUAUUUGUCAACGUAGAGGAACGGAUACUUCCGGUACAGGGGCCCGUGAUAGCAUUGUAAACCAGCUAUUGUCAAAGAUAGACGGUAUUGAUGCACUGAACAACAUCCUUCUUAUAGGUAUGACAAACCGUAUAGAUAUGAUUGACGAGGCACUUUUACGACCAGGUCGUUUUGAAGUACAUAUUGAAGUAGGACUUCCUGACAAAGCUGGUCGUUGUCAGAUACUUAAGAUCCACACCCGUGUGAUGCGUGAAUCCAAACGUCUCGCGGAUGAUGUUGACCUUGAUGAGAUAUGUGCACUUACCAAAAAUUAUUCAGGAGCUGAGCUUGAAGGUAUGGUGAAGUGCGCAGUAUCAUAUGCUAUACAACGUCAUGUGGACGGUAGCGAUAUUACCAAACCGAAAGAUAUGGACAAGAUCAUAGUAACACAAGCUGAUUUCCUAUUGGCAUUGAAUGAAGUAAGACCAGCAUAUGGUGUAGAUUCAACCAACCUGACUGGGUUCACUCGUCAUGGUAUUGUACCGUUUGGACACAAAUUCCAUCAGGUACUGGAAACAUGUACUAUUUUGGCAGGACAGGUUCAAAAAUCUGAAAAAACACCGGUACUGUCAGUAUUGCUUCACGGUCCAGUUGGUUGCGGUAAAUCAGCUUUAGCAGCUCAUGUCGCAUCUGUUACAAAUUUCCCGUUCGUCAAGGUUGUAUCGCCAGAGAACUACAUUGGUCUAUCGGAACUGGCAAGAGUAAAUGCUAUACACAAGGCCUUCGAUGAUGCGCAUAAGACGCCACAGUCGUUGAUUAUUCUGGAUGACAUCGAACGACUUAUCGACUACACCCCGAUAGGACCACGUUUCAGUAACACCAUCAUGCAGUGUUUACUAAUCCUGAUUAAGAAGGCCCCUAAACAUGGGCGCCGCAUUUUCGUCAUUGGUACAACGUCAGAGGAUUCAUUCAUGGAGAUGGCCAACGUAACACAGGCUUUCACAGUUUCUGUGGAAGUUCCAAUGGUCACAGGAUCAACGGAGAUCUAUCAAGCGCUUUCAGGAGCACCUCCAUCGGAAGUGCCGUUUUCGGAGGAUGAGAUUAGACAGGUGGCUAAUUGCGGCCGUAUCAGCGAGAUAGGUAUCAAGAAUCUGAUGUUAGCACUGGAGAUCGCAGUUCAACGUACCGUAGAAGAAGUAGUGGUAGUGCGCCCCGGGUUAUAUCUGGAUAUCCGUUGGAUUUUCAGGGGUAUGUGCGUAGCUGCGGCAGCCACGGGUACCGUGGUGUGCCUACGAAGUCCAGACAGUUCACUCUACACCUUUAUUAUACCGCUCAUAAGGACAUAUCUGGACCCAGAAAUGGCUCACAAAUUGAGUUUGACGGCAUUGAAGUUAGGAAUUGCACCAGUUGAUUACUCAGUUGAUCCGCCGGUUAUCCAGAGUCGUAUCAAAGAUGUUGUAUUCUUCAACCCUAUUGGUAUGGCAGCGGGAUACGAUAAACAUGUAGAGGCACCCCUUGAAAUCUUGAGAUUAGGUUUCGGGUUCAUAGAAUUAGGAACUGUUCUACCACUUCCACAGGAAGGUAACCCCAAACCCGUCCUUUUCCGCCUUCACAACAGCAAGGCGCUAGUGAACCGUUGCGGAUUCAAUAGUGUUGGCCUUGAUGUUGCACUACCUAGACUGAGACGUGUUCGUCAAAAACAAGCUGAUGAUUUACUUACAAAAGAUUUCAUGAUAGGCGUCAGUGUCGGGAAGAACCUACAUGGAGACAUCAUUGCGGACACCGUUCACGUAAUUAAGGGAGUUGCACGUUAUUCGGACUAUCUAGCUUUGAAUGUGAGCUCGCCAAAUACUCCACAUCUCCGCGAUAACCAAAGACGUGAGCCUUUAAUAGCACUGAUCAACGCUGCCCGUGGAGCAAUCGAACAUGUCAUUUCUGAAAUCAAGGCUGAAGGCGGCAGUUUUAGUAAUACGACAAAAAAGGCGCCACUAUUACUUAUAAAGAUAUCUCCCGAUCUAAGUCGUCAAGAACUUGAGGAUAUUGCCGAUAUUGCAUUAACACAAAAUGUCGACGGUAUAAUAGCGACAAACACCACGAUUACCAGGCCGGAUGUCUCUCCUGAUGAGCUUGAGAAAGCGGGUAAUCCCGCUGGAGGAUUAAGUGGGCGGCCACUGAAGAAGUUAUCGAAACGACUGGUAUACGAUCUUUACGAGUUGACCGAAGGAAAGGUGCCGAUAAUAGCUUGUGGCGGUAUUUCUAGUGCUCAGGAUGCGCUGGAGAUGAUAGAAUCGGGCGCUACACUGUGUCAAAUGUUUACUGGUUUGGUGUAUGAGGGGCCGGGACUACCAAGCAGAGUGAAGAAUGGUUUGGCAGAACUGUUGAUGCGCAAAGGAUAUGUGAACGUAUCCGAAGCUAUCGGUGCAGAACAUCAAAUCUGGGAGCAGCGCAGCAGCACCGAAUCUGAAGUGAGCAGUGAUGAUGAUGUACAUGUUAAAAGAGUGCCACUAUUCGAUCGGUUGCUGCCAGCAUUUGGCAAAUCCAGGCCUGAGCCGGUAUCGCAAACAUCAACAGAGUCUGAGUCCACAAGUAGCUCUGAAUCGGUAGCUUAUGAAAGUCAUACCGAAAGCGAGAGCUCCAAGGCAUCGGAGGUAGAAGAGGCUGCCGAGUAUGACGCCGAUUGGCGACGUCUACAACAUGUACGUGCUGCAAAUCGGCAAUCCCCAGCUACAUUUGGUGACUGGAAAGCACAUCCACGUGCAUGGGAUAGCGUUUUCUAUAUAUCUUCGAUGCAUAACCUAGAGAAUGUAGAGCAAAGCUUCUUCUAUUGUAUAAGAGUACAACAUGUCAAUGAACGAAUUUCAGGAUCGAGCGGACUAGGUAAUCUAACAAUGUACACACAGAGAUUCACUCUAAAACCCGGUGAAGAUUUUAAGUUGGAAACACCACUUUUCAUCUGGAAAAAAAGAAGGUUGACCUUGCCAUAUGGACAGUUGCAGCACUACGUGAUCGAAAUCGAAUUGUGGAAAACACAUCGACUACGCAUAAAUUCGCUUCACGCAUCGCAAAGGAUAACAUUUCAAGAUAUCAUAGAACGAAACUCAAACAUCAACAUCACUCUCAACAUGUACAUACCCAACCAAGUCGCUGGAGGCACUAGUGGAUUACCUUCUGACGCAGGAAUGAUAACAGAAGCUUCCGAGCGUAGAUACCCAGUACAUAAACUGUCGGUAUUUCUCCUGCUCGAGGAGGUGUUCGAUUUCUUUUUUGUCUUUGAAAAUUGGUGGUUCACAAUGUCACCGGAACUGCCUGAUGCUGUCAAGGAGCUGCCCAAGACACUGAAGAUAUCGGUACCUUCCGCUAUGGGUAGUGCUUGGCAGAGCCGCACUACAGGCGCAGCAACAUCGGCAUAUUGGUCAGCACCAGGCACUUUCCGUUUCCAAGGUACACUGCGUCAGUUGAGAUAUGCGUCAUUCACAGCAAAGGUUUACUGUGUUCACCGAAGUAGGUUCAUAAGCCGUCCUCCCGCUUUACUUGGUACUUGCGUGUUAUCGUUGAAGUCGGUACAGGAAUUGCCGCUGGUACGUGGUGUGGUCAAAAAGUUGACCUUGGGUACCAGAAAUAUGUUCAGUGGUACAAUCCAAGGUAACAUUAGAUGCUGUAUCAAGAGUUGUACUGUCAACUUUUUUGAAGAUCUAAAAUCAAGGCCAGCACAACCGAUUACAGGUUCUGCCCUAAUAACACAGCUCGACCACCGUUGUCACUAUCUAGUGGUACGAGUUAUUAGAUGUUCUAGUCUACCAGCAUCUAAUACCGAUUCGAAUACUUCAGACCCCAUGGUCAAGGUAAAAUGGGACGGUAUUGUGAACUGUACUGGUGUUGUGGAAUCUACGGUAUCGCCAAUAUACAAUCAAAACAUGUACUUCCCAAUCCAUCUUGUAGACAACAGAGAGCUUACAGAUCCCGCGUUGAUACGUCACAGUCUACCUGUAGAUAUGUCAUCCAAGGGUCCUGUAAUGGUAGAAGUGUGGGACCAUGACGAUGCUUCCAGCGAGUUCCUGGGAUCUGUAGAGGUACCUUUAUCUAAGUUGUAUACGCAAGGUGUGCUACAACGACGUAGUCUCGUAGAUGGGAUUUUCAGUGCAGGUUCAUAUGAAGCCGAAAUGGAUGAUGAAGAUGAGUUCGAGGAAGAGCCGACAUUAACAUACACUGGUGAUACAGCCUCCAGUGCACCUUAUCGACGUCACAUGACAAGGCUAUACGAGGCAACACUACCAUUGACAGGUUCAACAGUGGCGCACCGAGGUAGAAAACCAACGGUAUCUGUAGAAAUGUAUAUUCUUCCGCCAAUGCCUAACGACCUGUACAUACCAGACGAGCCGAAGAAACAUAUACGUACAGACAUCUAUCGUGACCUAAGUAGACGUUGGACAAAAGAUUUUGAUGCGUGGCAGACAGCAUAUUGCGACCGGUUUCCGGGCGCUAUUCCACGCCGUAGGUUUACUUGUGUAACUAAGUGUGCCGCGAAUGUGAAUGAAAAUAUGCAAUCGGAUUUAAUGCCACUCUGUUAUUUCGUCAAACCCAUCCAAGUAUACAUACAACUAUCACCUCCAGGAGAGUUGAUGCAUUGGAUAUCGAACUUCACUUACAAAGAUGAUGGUAUGGCAUCAAUUGGAGGACGUAUUCUUAUAGAGUCAUGGCAGAUGCCCUCGAGGUUCGUGCUUACACGAAAAGGUGGCCUUCAUGACCGAGCACUAUUGCUGUGUAGCUGCCUCUUGGGCCUUGGAUACGACGCCUAUGUUUGCAAGGGCACGCUGGAAAAUGGUUAUAGGGAACAUUGCUGGGUAAUGACACGUCAUGCCGAUGGUACAGUAACAUUUUGGGAAACUGCCAACAAGCGUAUGUGGCACCUUCCCAGACGAUGGAGGACGCAUGUGAAGGAGGAUGUAUCGCAGCACGAAAAUAUCGUUAAGGCUAGUGGUAAUUACGCGCCUAUUCAGGAAACGCAACAGGCUCCAGAGCAAAAACCGAAUAACAAGACUUACAUACACCCGGGGUUACAACGACCACGAAAAAGGCUUAUGGAUUAUGAGCUUUAUGGCAAUGACUAUGUAGCGGACGUUAAAGUUGACCUUCGUAAAAUAUUCAGCGGCAACGAAUUUAUCACAGAUGCUAACUCCUCGCUACCGAAACAAACUGCCUUCCUUGUAGACAAUCGUCAGUUAGACAAGGCUGCUCGUAGGCGGAGCACGUGUGAUCCGAAGUCAUAUCUACUGGUUCCGGGAGAGACGCUAGUCUAUUUACCAUAUUCCACUCUUGAGGUUGUUUUCAAUGAUAAGCAGGUUUGGGGCAAUAUGCAAUCACAACACCCUAGCUGCAUCACAUAUGAUCUGGAUUCCCAAGAUGCCUGGAAACCGUUUCUAAAAGUGUCACCCAGCGAUCCCAUAAUGCCAGAUGUACAAAUUACUGCGCCGGCACCACAAGCGGUUUGCGUUGCCACAUCUCGCGAAAUAUUGACAGAUAUCAUAGAGAUGAUAGAGCUCAUGUACGCACAGAAAGGACGAGUAGCCAAUAUUGCACGUGACCAACAGAUGGACGAACGCUUAGACUCUCUUAUUGACCUAUUAGAAUUCCGGCAACGUCUUGAUGGUCAGUUCGAUCCUGGCAUGCCGCCUCAUCUACUAGGAUGGAGUACGAAACGAUCCAGCAAGAUCCGAGCUAGUAAUACUGCCGGUAAGGAAAGAGCUAAGAAAACUGUAGGCGAAAAUGCUGCUGAAUCGGCUCCAAAAGUCUCACUACCGAUUACUGUAAAUGGCCAUAUGACGGCUGACGAUGACAAAUUGCGCCAGAUGCGUAGUGUCAUGGAGACUGCUAAUCAACUCGCUGAGUGCAUAAAGGAUAAGGACGAUGACGAGUAUGACUCCGACGAAACCGCCGCAUCAACGGACGACAGUUUGGUGUUUGAUCCUUCAGUUGCCCAUGUAACUCAGAGAACAGAGGAAGGGAACCGUCGCAAUCUGCCACCUCAAACACAAUCUCGUCCUAAGAGAACAUGGGGGCUAGGACUCGCUUCUAAUAUGAAAGCUAUACUUAAGUCUGCCCCUAGGCAUAAUGCUAUGCCUGAAGGUAAUCUUAACACGGCUGUAAGUGCUCCUGUUCCACGGUAUAGCUGGUAUGCUACCAUAUCGCACGCAGGUUUUCGAUUACGAAAGUCGUCGGUAAAGAUUAAUGUUCCUCAACUGGAAAUUAUGAGAGUUUUGUCAAAUGCUUCAGAACAUCUUGUAACUAGUAAUGUGGAGGAGCUAUCUGACUACCGAUAUGAGGUAGAGGCAGUAUCAUCUCCAAAGUCUGAAGGUGAUGCUGAUGUUCCUACUCCCUUGUCAGCGUUCGGUGAUGUGAUAGGGCCAUUACCAUGGAACCAUCCACUUUCAGACUACAAGCAGUGCAUCACAUCGGCUGUCCAUCUCAAGGCCCCGGCUGCAAACAAUAACCGACAACAGCCCAGAGGUAUCCGACUACCGGCUGCUUCCGGACAAAGGCAAGGCAAAAGAAUCGCGAAACCCAGACGUAACCUGCUCGGAAACCUAUUGAACCGCUUCAGAUCGAAUGAUGUACCUGAGGCCCACACUCUACCACAGUUUAUGGCAGACAUGCAAUCUGUGGUUAACGAGCGUAAAUUUACGCCUCAAUAUAUGGAACACCGUUUUACAAUACCAAACGACUUCCGAAUACAUGAGAGCAAACAAAUUUCAAAAUGGAACUGGUAUUACAAUAUGGAAGCACGUCAGUUUGCUUGGAGGCGGCAUCUACCUAUACCACCAAACCACACCUUCAUUGGAGUACCAAUACACUUCUCGACGAGUGAUAUCAAUGAGAUUCGUCAUCUGCUAGACUGUAGCAAACGAUGCAAGAAGCUACUGGUCCCUGAUGUCGAGAGAUGUGUCAAUGUGGUUUAUGUCAAGGUAUUUCCGCUAGUAGGCGGUGUUUUCUCCACGUGGAUAUUCCUAGGAUGCCACGUACCUUGGAACCUACAAUAA